Culex pipiens pallens (northern house mosquito) is the source of this 437-nucleotide messenger RNA. RefSeq lists its product as uncharacterized. NCBI's taxonomy places the organism in Eukaryota, Metazoa, Arthropoda, Insecta, Diptera, Culicidae. The record is from RefSeq and is a predicted model, not a curated record. Bases 99 to 437 code for a protein of 112 amino acids. The transcript is spliced from 2 exons.
UUGAAAAUUUGGAGUUUUCUUAGUUAGAAUGUUUACUUUCGAGAAAAAAAUACCAAAAAAUAUUUGAAGAAGCCACUUUUUUGAAACGUGGCCACCCAAUGUACCAUAGUGCGUUGUUCGCCUGGCCACCCAGAAUAUGGCGCGGGUCCCUAUGCAUAAACCUGGAAGGCUCGAUCAACUUUAAGAAAACCAAGAACCACAUGGCCCACGGGGAAGCUUCAAAGCAAGCACCCUCAAUUCCGGCGGCCGCUAAUUGGACAUCGUCUGAGACGGCACUUUUCCCGGAUCCCGAUUUCCUACCAAGAACACCGGGUUCGGUUCGUGACUCGGAAUCGCGGACAUUCUACGGAUAUGGGUCGAAGAAAAUUCUUGUUAGAGUAAUGAGAAACGCAGUGGAUUACAAAUACGUCCAAUCGGUAGACGUUUAUUUUAACUAA